GAAGAAAUUAGAGGAGUGUUUUGUUUUGUAUCGAAUGUGAACAAAGAGCGAGGAAGGCGAUGUCUGGUAUUCCUGGAGCCGGAUAAGAAUGUUGAUUUCAUUAUGGAAACAAUCCGACAGGUGUUCCGGCUGAACAACAAAGAGCAUGGUUCUAAGCCGAGCAUAACAAUUACACGAGCACCAGAUAUUAAUCGACAGGAAAAUGGCUUUUUUGAUCACACUUACGUGAAUUUGUGUAACGUGCCAGCAGCUCUUGGCCUGGAACGGCAGCCAUGGUUUCAUGGCGAAAUGGAACGGGGCAUGGCCGAAUCGAUGAUGCGUUAUGAGGGGGACUUCUUGGUGCGAAUCAGCCCGAAUACCACGAACAAUUUCGUUCUUUCCGGAAUUGCAAAUUCUGCUGCGAAACACUUUUUGCUGCUUGAUGAAAAUGACUUGAAAAACGAUCGUUAA
Molecule: messenger RNA, 450 nt
Organism: Gongylonema pulchrum
Lineage: Eukaryota; Metazoa; Nematoda; Chromadorea; Rhabditida; Gongylonematidae
Source: the annotation of a GenBank genome assembly